Molecule: messenger RNA, 1683 nt
Organism: Acromyrmex echinatior (Panamanian leafcutter ant)
Lineage: Eukaryota; Metazoa; Arthropoda; Insecta; Hymenoptera; Formicidae
Product: nucleoporin Nup35
Biological process (GO): nuclear pore organization; NLS-bearing protein import into nucleus
Cellular component (GO): nuclear pore central transport channel; nuclear pore nuclear basket; nuclear membrane
Molecular function (GO): structural constituent of nuclear pore; nucleic acid binding; phospholipid binding
Source: RefSeq, a predicted model, not a curated record
GAUUAGACGGCGGUCGUUGAUGCGUUCACGUCCGGAGGAAGGACCCGCGGCCGAUGGUACUCAUAAUUAAAAAAGGGGGCCUGGCUGGCUGGAUCCGCGCCUACACGUUCCGCGGCUGUGCAACACGGCGACGUAGAUCAUGGCGUCAUCAAAGAUCCAUCGAGGUUGGGGGCAGUUGAGGGUUCGUCGUUCGGCUCCGCGCGCGCCCACCCGUCCGUCCGUUUUCCAGCUGACUCCCAGAGCCCUCUUUACGUAGAUAAAAACGAAAACGUCUUUCCUCCCGAAAAACUGAUAUCAUUUAUCGUAGCACUUAGGGAGUUACAAAACAUUAGAAGAUAAAACAUUUUUUGAGGUCAUGGAGCCUAUGACUCUAGGAUCACCGAUGAAUAGUCCUGUUCAAAGCCCUGGUAGUCCAGGAAAUUCUUCCUCGUAUUUGCCAAGUUUUCUCUUGGGUGACACUAAUACUCCCGCAAAGAUCAACAUAAUAAGUCCUCAAGAUAAUCCACGCCAUUUGAACCUAACCAAUACCAGUGUGAUGUCACCAGUUUCCUAUGGUUCUCCGGAUUACCGGUCUAAUCGUCAGAAGGCGGUGUUUGGAUCUACGACUCCUAGCACGCCACAAAUAAGCACAAAAAAUCACACCGGAGGUCCGCCAACGCGAGGACUAUUCGACACUCUAGAAGUCACGCAUAUGUCACCAUCUGUGGCAGUCACAAAUCCGGCUAUCACAGCCACACCUAUAAAUCAGUCCAAACUCAUGAUGAGUACUUUAACUAGUCCACUGAUAUUUCCAGAUAGUUCGUUCAAUUUGAGCACAAGCGAAUCGCAAAGUCUACUGCAAUGGGUAACUGUUUUCGGUUUCUUACCUAUCGAUGUCAACGCCGUUCUGUCUCACAUCUCCAGCAGAGUUCGUAUAGUGGAUAAACAUCCAGCUCCACAACCUCAAAGCAACUGGAUACAUUUGAAGUGUGCAUCAGAGCAAGAAGCGCAAAAGGCUCUCAUGUGCAAUGGUAGUAUCGUUUCGGGCACAAUUAUGAUUGGUGUCAUACCAUGUACGGACGAGGGCGUCGUUCUGGGUUGCGACAAAGAAAACCGUGCCAAGCUGAACGGAAGUAUGAGAUCGCUUUCAAUGGGCAGAAUCAGUCAAUCUCCCUUUAACUCGUCACCUACCGCAAGACGACGAAAACUGAGAUCUUUAGCAGCGGGUUAUAAUCAACAUUUUAGCCCACAAGCCGCGCAGAUGCCGGAAAAUGUUCCACAAAAGUCGGCCAGUUUAGUUUCAAAAGCAAUGGAAUAUGUGUUCGGUUGGUAGUUGUUUUUUUUUUUAGUAAUAAUUAUACAUUGAACUCUUUAUAUUGAAAAUAUAUUAAAAAUUGUAGAAAGGAAACUAUGAUAAACAAUAUAUUAAUCUUUUGGAAGGAAACUUUUAAGCGGAACAUUAACUUAAAGAUUAAACAAAAUUAUUAUCUAUUAUCCUAAAAAUAAAUUUUUCUAUAAUGUUGAAAAUCAUUAUUAUAAGAGCGUUUCUGUGAAGGCUGUCCACUUUUUUAAGACUAUUGUAAUAUGCAUAUUAUCACAUGUUAUAUUUGUAUGUAUCUUUACAAUUAUACUAUCUUGUAUAGGCUAAUAGCCGGAGUCAUAUGCAAGUCUUAAUUUGCGCGUGAUAUUGCGUGUCUAUUCCUA